AUGACUGGGAAAAGCAAGGACGCGACUUCUCACCGUAAACAUCAGAAUGGUCUUCACAAUGGGAAUCACAACAACAAUAACUUCGACCAAUGUCACCAAAAAGCCGAGAAGGAGACCGGCCAUGAAUUGGUGACCCCAAUUGAGCUUAAGAGGAACAUGGGACUUGUCAGUGGGACGGCUCUCAUCGUAGGAACAAUGAUAGGAUCGGGAAUAUUUGUAUCCCCCCGGGGAGUUCUGGAGGGUUCCGGAUCGAUCGGAAUGAGUCUCGUAGUGUGGGCGUUAUGUGGACUGUUGUCACUAUGUGGAGCCCUAACGUACGCCGAACUAGGCACGGCCAUCCAGGAGUCGGGAGGGGAGCAUGCGUACUUAAAAAGAACGUUCAUGCCAAUGGGCUCACUCGGAAGACUACCUGUGUUUAUGUUCGACUGGCUGGGAGUCUUCGUCCUGCGUCCUUCAAUGUUUGCCAUCAUGGCGCUGAGCCUGGGAACAUAUGCCACACAACCCUGGUACGGUCACUGCCAGACUCCAGACUACGUCAUCAAAAUCGUCACUAUAAUGUCUAUGGGUAAGAGCAUUGUUUUCAUUAUUCCAGCUCUGGCUGGUAUUAUCAAUACAAUGAGCGUCAAUGCAGCCUUGGUGGUACAGAACACACUUACAGCCACAAAACUACUGGCGGCCGCCAUUAUCAUCAUAGGCGGGAGCGUUAAAAUCGCCCAAGGGAACACCGAGUUUAUAGGUGAAGGCUUCAAGGAUACGAAAGAAGACUUAUCAUUGCUCGCUGUGUCAUUUUAUAAUGGACUUUGGGCAUACGAUGGAUGGAACAAUUUGAAUUUGGCAACAGCAGAACUACAAAAUCCGUCCGUAAAUUUGCCGCGUUCAAUUUUGAUAGGAAUUCCACUGACCACGUUAGUGUAUAUUCUGGUCAACGUUGGUUUCUUCUCAGUCAUGUCCAAGGAAGAAGUCCUACAAGUGGACGCGGUGGCUGUGAUUUGGGGUGAACGUGUACUAGGGGAUUUUUAUUUCAUCAUUCCUAUAUGUGUUGUGCUAUCAUGCUUUGGUGCCGUCAAUGGGACUAUCUUCACAAGUGGACGACUGACGUAUGUAGCCGCUAAAGAGAACCACCUGCCUUAUGUCCUAUCAUACAUACACGUGUACAAGAAAACCCCUUUACCCUCUCUCAUAUUUACGACAGUUAUCGGAAUCCUUCUUAUCCUUCCGGGGAACCUCAGCAGCCUGAUUGAAUUUUUCAGCUUUUCUGCUUGGAUAUUUUACGGGUUGGCUGCCCUGGCGGCCAUUGUACUUCGGUUUACAGAGCCAGACCUACCUCGCCCAUAUCGAGUACCUCUAAUCAUUCCUUCCAUUGUUGUUCUGGCAUCGAUCUAUCUGCUGGUCGCCCCUAUUAUCCACAACCCCCGUGUCGAGUAUCUGUACCCCCUACUCUUCACAGCUGUGGGGGUCUUUGUUUAUAUCCCCUGCGUCCAUUAUAAAUACUCGCCUCGGUGGGUCGGGUGGUUCUCAGAAUUUCUUCAGAAAUUGCUCCUUAUCUUUCCCACUGACACUUAUUGAUCUCAUGGACUUACCACUUAUCUUACUGUGGUACUACAUAAUGUAUCGUACCAAUAACAAACUCUUUGAAUGAUGUAAGGACGAUUCGCAUUUGAAACGUUCAUUUGUGAACAACCUUGAUAAACUUAAUCAAGGUAGUGUUUUAAUUAAUGAAAGGUGUUGUGACUGAAUAUUAAUUGGUGACCCGGUGAAUAUUGGGUCAAUUUGUUUUUGUUUUUUCUUAAUAAUUAGAUGAAACGUAUUCAAUGACCUGAUUUGCAUGGAUUCUUAAAUAAAUGAAUAAUAAUUGCUCAUUUCUCUUUCUGUCAACAAUAAUAAUAGCUUGAUAGAUGUAUGAAUAUGAUAUGAUUUAUGAAGAAUUCAUUUUCAAUCUGUGAUGUAUUCUUGUUGGCGAUGAAUUGUAUUUUGUCAAUGAAAAUAUACACUUCCUCCUUAGCCGUUUCCAUAUCUUUCCUCUGUUUUACUUGUUAGUUUAUGCAAUAUAAAUGGAGCACGAGAAGUCAACUUGCGUCAAUGCAAAUAUAAUUUACUGUAAAAUGACGAGAAAGUUAAAACUUAGCCACUACUCUCAGUACAGCACUCAUGCUGAAUUUUAAUUUAUUUAUUAACGUGUUAUAUCAAAAUUCCAAGUAUAUAUGUUCUGAAGACACAUAUCAUUAUGUCUUUCGUAUCCCGGUAGCAGGUGUGAUUCUAUUUUAGGAGUAAGCGAUAGACUGUAUACUUGUAAUAUAUGCAUCAGGUGUUGGUAUAUUUUGUUUAUAUUGAUAACACUCAUACAAUCAUUUUAUUGUUUGUUGCCAUAUUUUGUUUGUUUAUAAUAUGUCUAUUGUUGGUAGUCUGUAUUCUUUUUCUAAAUGUUUGUUGACAUAAAUAUUUACAAGAUUUAAGGUACGUUAACGUAUCGAUCGAAAGCUGCACGAUCGUCGUGCAUUUAAUUAAUUUUAAUACAAUGUUCACUUCUUACGCGUUGUUUAAACCACCGUAAUGUUAUAUCAUCAUCUUGUUGAAGCUAUAAAACAUGGCCAUGUUUGUGGAGUAACAACACUGGCGGAAUUAAUUAUCAUUAACUAAAUUACAUACAGAUUUAUGUACAAACCAUGUUUUAUGAAAGGUCUUAAGACAUUUCAUACUACUUUGUAUUCUUUGUACUAUUUACAUGGUAUUGUUAGUUUGUUAAUACAUAAGCAAUGUCAGUUUUCAUGACGUCACACGUUAUCAUUUAAGAAACAACAUAUUUGAACAAAUAAAAUCAUCAUGGUAGUUGCCUUCGCUUACGUUUUCAGGCCUAGCGGCCAUCUUUAGGCGAUUGUUUAUAUAUAUAUAUAUAUUUAUAUAUCAGAAUUACGUUAUUAGACACCUUCUAUGAAAUAUAUGAGAAAUGUUGUAUAUCAUCGAAGCCAUACUAUUCAGUAAGUUAUAUAACCAGUGUCGUUGAUGCAUAAUAUGCGUAAUAUUGUAAUUUAACAUGUUAGGAUCGGUAUUACAGAUAUAGUAUCUAUCUAUAAAACAGCUGUGAUGCAUAUACAGUGACAUUUUAUCAUUACUUUUCGUUACUAUACUUGUAUCAUUGAUACAAAUGCAGAUACGAUAUCUAACAGCAAACGUAACCAUCGGCAGUAUACUAUAACACUUUGAUAUCAUGUGGGUAAUUUUGUAUAUAUAUAUACGUAAUAUCAUUGCUAAAGAUGCAAAAAACAUCACAUGUUAACAGUGGAACAACAUUAUAUCAUUUUUCAUAAUUUAUCUGUAUAUCGUCUAUAUUUUUCACAAAAUAAUAUUACAUGACGUCAUAACUUACCUGUGUAACUUCAGAUUGUUGCACAAUUUAAUUCCAUAGCGCCAUCAUUUAACUGUAUCUUCGGAAUGGCUUUCAACAACACUAUUACAUGACGUCAUUAUUUACCUGUAUAUUUUCCCCUUACUACUAUUGCAUGACGUCAUCAGUUACUAGUUUAUUAUCCGAGUAGCUAGUGCAAUAAUAUUACAUGACGUCAUAAAUUACACAUAUAUAUUUUGUAUCUUGUACACAAUAACCUUCCAUGACGUAAUCAUUUACUUGUAUAUAUUACGUAUUGUUUAGACAAUAUUAUUACAUGACGACAUCAUUUACCUGUAUAUCUUCCGUAUAGCUAAUUGAAUAUUUCAUGACGUCAUCAUUUAUAAAUAAUAUUACAUGACGUCAUAAUUUACCUGUGAAUCUUCCACAUUGUUUACAUAAUUAUAUUAUAUAACAUCAUCAUUUAUAAAUAGCAUGAAAUUUCAUCAUCAUUUACCUUUGUAUCUUCCGUAGGUUUUAAACACAGAUGACGUCAUAAUUUAGUCAAUGCUUUUACAUGACGUCACCAUUUACACAGUAAUAUUACAUGACUAUAUUAUUUAAACAGAAGUUGUUACCUGGUAUUAUUUAUUUGAUAUGAUAUCAGUUACAAUAAUUAAGAUAUUAUUUAUCAUUAUACAACCAGUUAAGAAAAUAAAAGACUCAUGACAAUCUUGUUCUGCGUGGUCAUAUUAUCAGCGUUUUCAAUUUUGUAAUCAAUAAUACUUCUUCCUUAAUAAAUACUGACGACGUUCUCACUGCCUAAAAAUCUUAUCAAGAAGGAAGUAUGACAUAAGCUAUUACGUAAGCGAAGAUAAACUUUUUAUUAGCUUUGGCUGCAAGGGAAAUGCAUUGUCAUCUUGCGAUGUCAUGAUAUUGUAACAUGUUUUUUAUAUAAUAUUUUCCGGUUCGAAGGCUGAUAAGCAGGCUAUUGAUGUUAUUAGAGAAAAGCAGGACCUCAAUCUUGUUUUUAACCUUACUGUUUACUUUGCUCUUGUUUAUAACCUUGUUAUCAGAAACAUCUACUAUAGCGAAUAAAUUCUGAAAAUACAACCGCAUAUUAUAUAAUCUUUUAAUAUAACCCUAUAACGUUAGCAGUUUCUUUUUGAUAUACUUGUAUACAGUCCGGAAAUAAAGAGACUGUUAACUAUUGAAAUGAAAUGCUGGGACCAUUUUCCAGAAUUUUUCAUUCGAAUGUGUUUUGGGUAGCGUCACAUAGUGUUCAAUUUGUUCUUUAAUGAACUUUAUUAUAAAUAAAAGAAAUCAUCUAUCGACUCCCAGCUCCAUUUAUCAUAUUUACUAUUCAGUCGAUGUUGGGUUGACUGAUUGUUGUGAUUUUACAGACGUUGGAUUUUCGACAUAUAAUGUCAAACUGGAUUAGAGUCGGCUGUCGCUAUUUACAUUAGUUUAAACUGAUGUUUUGGAAUCACUUGGACAUUAAAUCACUUGGACAUUAAA
Messenger RNA from Pecten maximus, 4840 nucleotides. RefSeq names its product b(0,+)-type amino acid transporter 1-like. The transcript is spliced from 11 exons. Bases 1 to 1566 code for a protein of 521 amino acids. Gene Ontology annotation, biological process: amino acid transmembrane transport. The record is from RefSeq and is a predicted model, not a curated record. Gene Ontology annotation, molecular function: L-amino acid transmembrane transporter activity. Lineage: Eukaryota; Metazoa; Mollusca; Bivalvia; Pectinida; Pectinidae. Gene Ontology annotation, cellular component: membrane.